AUGAGCAAUAGCGCGGGCGAGUCUGCUACAACGCAGCAGCUAGGCGACUGGGUCGAAUCGCUUCUUGCGCAAGUCGAGAAGCGCUUUGCCGAGCAGAAUCAGCAAGUGGUGAAGCGUAUGAACGAGAUGGCCGAUCGUAUCGACGCGCUGGAGUCUUCGAUUCUGGAGCUGGUGCAUGGCUCUGAGGCCAAGCCCGCGCCUGCAGCCUAG
Molecule: messenger RNA, 210 nt
Organism: Malassezia restricta
Lineage: Eukaryota; Fungi; Basidiomycota; Malasseziomycetes; Malasseziales; Malasseziaceae
Product: heat shock factor-binding protein 1
Exons: 1
Coding region: 1-210 (69 amino acids)
Biological process (GO): cellular heat acclimation
Cellular component (GO): nucleus; cytosol
Molecular function (GO): transcription corepressor activity
Source: RefSeq, a predicted model, not a curated record